CAGUGAGGAGAUUCUGGCAGCAGCGGGAGCUGAGAAUCAGAUUCACCACGAGGAGUGUUGUCACCAUGAGAGACUGUUGGAAGGAUCGCCACGUUAUUCACUCUGUCGGUCUGUCUCUCUGCCAGAGUGUGUCUCUGCCAGUCUGUGUGUGUGUCUCUGCCAGUCUCUGUGUGUUGAUCCGUAAAGAACAUUGUGGAGUGUGGACCAUGAAGCCGAAUUGAAUUUUACAUCCAAAUCAGCAGAAACAGACAGAAGAGGAACUUCGGACGGGAAGAGCGUGAUAGCUGGUGAUCUCUGAUAAAAACGAGCAGCAAUAACAGGACCCAACCAGCCACUCUCACUGAGGAAACGAUUAACCUGUCGUGGUUUAUUGACCUGAACGGACAUCUGAAGAAUAUUCAAAUGGACCUCCCUUAAUAAAGGGAGGUGUUCAGGACCAGAUAGAAACUGGUCAGCACCAAAACAGAAUCUGUUACUGGAGUAACUGGUCAGUACUGAAACAGAAUCUGUUCGUGGGGAAACUGGUCAGUACCGAAACAUCUUACAGAGGAACCUUCAGCACCAAAACAUAAUUUCUUACUGAAGAAACUGUUCAGCACCGGAACAUGUCUCACUGAAGAAAGUGUUCAGUACCAAAACAACUCCCUGAGGAAACUGUUACGAACCAAUAUAUAUCUUACUGAAGACAGUUCAGUCCCAGCGAGUUGAGGGAAGUCAGGAUGUUUGGUCCCCGGAUGACAUUAAACCCAGAUUGGAUUUGGCUUCGCGUCUCUUUGUGGAGUGGAGGAGAGGAGUGGAGAGAAGAGGUUUCUAUUUGUACUGAUGGUGUGUGAUCGAAAGAGAGAGGACGACAUCGUGAGAUGGCUGAUAAUGCAUCAACGCCAGUAUUGAUAGAAAUACAGAAAUAUGUCAAAUAAUAACAAUCACUGUAAUCAAUCAUCAAUGAACAGACAGUGGACUUAAGAUAAACGCGUGGAUUCAGGAGAAUGAAAGUCACUAGUUUGGAUGUCAUAUUCAGGGGAGCACAUGUUGUACAAUGGGAGGACAAGUCUCAGACCCUGGCAAGAACAUAGACACUCUUCAUGUAUUGAUUGAGAUUGAAUGAUUUGUGCAACAUGCAAGCGCAACAGGUUAGGUUUGGGCAUGCUAGCGAUUGGUUAGGGUAAGGUUAGCUUUAGGCAUGCUAGCAAAGUGUUCAAGGGUCAGGAUAAGGUUCGUAAACAAAAACACGCCAAAACAACACACCUGGAUCCAAACCGCAUUACAAAGUCCUGGAUUCAAAGUCCUGCCCACUACGACCUCUGCCACCCUGUUUCCACUAACAGGCUGGAGCAAUCGGAAUGGACUGGGAUCUUUGAAUGCCCAGACACUGAUUGAGACGGUCCAUGUACUGGAUAUUCCAACUCAACUGUAAGCUAACAUAACCAGCGAACACUACUGUGGAGGUGGAUCUAACAAGCAGACUUCAAGUGGACACUAUGAUGUGUGUAACUGGUUGGAGGAGUGUGAGCUGGACGGCUCGGCCUGGUCAGAGGAGUGUGUGUACGUGUGUGACGCAGGUGGUUCUGAUGUGUCUGACCGUCCUGUCUUCCUGUCUGUCCGUCUGGGCUGAAGACCAGAUCAUCUUCGACCACCAUGCUGUCUACUGGAACAGCACGAACCCCAGGUUCCACCAUGACUACAGGGUUGCGGUCAAUAUAAAUGACUACCUCGACAUCUACUGUCCAUUCUACACCAACGGCCCUCCGGCUCACGGUCGAAUGGAACGCUAUAUCCUGUUCAUGGUCAACCACGAAGGGUACACUUCCUGUCAACACAGGAUGAGGGGGUUCAAACGCUGGGAGUGCAACCGUCCUACCGGUCCUGACGGUCCCCUGCGCUUCUCAGAAAAGUUCCAGCUGUUUACGCCUUUCUCCCUGGGCUUCGAGUUCAGGCCAGGACAUGAAUACUACUAUAUCUCGUCUCCUCAUCCCAACCAUGUAGGGAGGCCGUGUCUGAGGCUGAAGGUGUAUGUCAGACCCCCAGGCAGUUCAGGGUUUGACUCUCCAGAGCCCUUUCUGACUGAUGGAGCUGCAGACUGGAGCCCAGAGUCCCUGCUAGCCCCAGCCCUAAUACCCAGCCUGGCCUCACUGCUACUGGGCUUCCUCUCAUCGCUGUGACCCCCCCUCCACUGGAGCAAGACCUAGACCAGAGUCUUUGCUGGAAGACUGCCUGUAGGACUGCCUGGCUGGCUGUCCCUCAAACUCCCACACGCUCAGGGAGAAACUCUCUUUCAGUCCUGGAUUAAAAACCACUGUGGGUCCCCAGGACAAGCAUUUACAGCCCCUGGGCUAAUUAAUGGAUGAAGAGCCCCUAGUCUAAACUUAACCCUAACCCCACUUGGGUGUCUGAAGGGACAUGGAUGGGGGGUGGUGGUACUUGGCUGGACACACGCAUGCCUGACCACUGUGAAUCUGGACUGAACUGACUAAA
Oncorhynchus mykiss (rainbow trout) is the source of this 2472-nucleotide messenger RNA. RefSeq names its product ephrin-A2-like. Gene Ontology annotation, cellular component: plasma membrane. The record is from RefSeq and is a predicted model, not a curated record. Gene Ontology annotation, biological process: ephrin receptor signaling pathway; axon guidance; osteoclast differentiation. Lineage: Eukaryota; Metazoa; Chordata; Actinopteri; Salmoniformes; Salmonidae. Gene Ontology annotation, molecular function: ephrin receptor binding.